This is a messenger RNA of Nyctereutes procyonoides (raccoon dog), 7092 nucleotides long. It is a transcript of the gene GPR161, whose product is annotated as G protein-coupled receptor 161. Gene Ontology annotation, biological process: G protein-coupled receptor signaling pathway. The transcript has 7 exons. Bases 3549 to 5198 code for a protein of 549 amino acids. The record is from RefSeq and is a predicted model, not a curated record. NCBI's taxonomy places the organism in Eukaryota, Metazoa, Chordata, Mammalia, Carnivora, Canidae. Gene Ontology annotation, cellular component: recycling endosome; membrane. Gene Ontology annotation, molecular function: G protein-coupled receptor activity.
GAUUCUUUUUAUUUUAAAAGAGCUUUAUUGAGACAUAAUUUACAUACCAUAAAUUUCAUCCAUUUAAAAUGUACGAGUCAUGGGUUUUGGGUAUACUCACAGCCUUGUACAAUCAUCACCAUAAUCUAAUUUUAUAACAUUUCCUCCCCUUUAAGGGAUACUUUGUAUCCACCAGCAGUCACCUGCUACCACCCCACCGCAGCCCUAGGGGAUCAUUAACCUCUCUCUAUGUAUUUACCUCUCCCGGCUAUUUCAUAUCAAUGGAAUCAUAACAAUAUGUGGCCUUUUCUGUUUGGCUUCUUUCACUUAGCCCCAUGGUUUCAAGGUCUGUCCAUGUUGGAGCGUGCAUCAAUACUUCAUCCCUUUCUAUGAAAGAGUAAUAUUCCACCACAUGGAUAGACCACAUUUUGUAUCCAGUCGUCAACUGACAGGCAAUUGGGUUGUUUCUGCUCUUUAGCUAUUAUGAAUUAUGCUGCCAUGAGCAUUCAUAUAUAGAUUUUUGGGUGGAUGUAGGUUUUUCUCUCUCGUGCUUUAAUACCUGCAAGUGGAAUUGCUGGGUCAUGUGGUAACUUUAUGUCUAACAUUUUGAGGAACUAACAAACUUUUCUAAAGUGGCUGCAUUAUUUUGCAUUCUCACCUGCAGUGUAGGGUUCUAACUCUUCCCUAUCUUCCACAACCCUGGUCAUCAUCUUUUUCAUUAUAGCCAUCUUAAUGCCUGUGAAGUGGAAUCUCAUUUGUUUUCAUAUACAUUUCCCUGAUGAUUAGUGAUGUCCAGCGUGUGCUUAUAGGCUCUUUCUAUACCUUCUUUGAGGAAGUGUUUAGAUCCUUUACCCUUUUUAAAGUAGAAUGUUUUUCUUUUUAUCAUUGAGGUGUAUAAGUUCUUUAUGGAUUCUGGAUAUAAGUCCUUUAUUUUCCUUUUUUUUUAAGAUUUUAUUUAUUUAUUCAUGAGACACAGAGAGAAAGAGAGAGAGAGAGAGAGGCAGAGACACAGGCAGAGAGAGAAGCAGGCUCCAUGCAGGGAGCCCGACAUGGGACUCGAUCCCAGGUCUCCAGGAUUAGGCCCUGGGCUGAAGGCAGAUGCUCAACCACUGAGCCACCCAGGCGUCCCAAGUCCUUUAUUUUCCUAUUCUGUGAGUUGUUUUUUUUUUUUUUUUUCAUGGUGUCCUAGGAAGCACUGAAGUUUUUAAUUUUGAUGAAAUCCAACACAUCAAACCUCUCUUUAAUCACUUGUGCUUCGAUGUUGCAGCUAAGAAAUCUCCAAGGGAUUCUUGAGAAUCCUAAAGUUUGAGAACCAGAUGCCCCUUAAGACAGAUUUUAGCUAUUUUUAUUUUUUUUUCAUUUAAUUUAUUUAAAAAGUUGGCCCUGGUCCUAUAGUGGUGAAUAAGCCAGAUAGGGUUCCUGCUCUCAUGGAGUUUGUAUCUACCAAUGGUGGCAUACUAUAAGUAAGUAAAAAAAAAAUUAGAUAUGCUAUACAUUGAAAUAAAUUUUAUAUAGAAAAAGCAUAGGGAGCUCUGAGAGAGAGCAGAGGUUAGAGAACCUCUUUUGGACUGGUCAGGGAAGACUUCUUUGAGGAGGUGACACUGAAGGGUAAGGAGUCAACCUUUGAAGAGUGGGGGAAUAAUAUUUUAUGCAGAAGGGACAGCAUACUCACAGUUUUGCUUUGAUUAGUUUUAUGCAGACUACUGGAUUGGAAAAAUACUUUAUUUUCAAGAUGUCUUACCAUAUGCAGAUUCUUCAAACAGCAUUUAGGAUUCACUUGGACAAAGCCUCUCAUUAUCUUAGUCCAGAAAUCUUUGGGGGACUCCAAAAGGAAUUGCUUAUGACAGUGCCUUGGAAAAGGAGACUUACUAUGUAUCUCUCUUUUCUUGAAAACAAUUCUCACACAAAAUCCAUGUCAUGUUUUUCACACAACUACACAUGACUUAAGUGAAAUAACUGAUAACAAUUUUUCUAUCUUUUCUCUGCCUCCAAGUGACUACUGCUCACAGCUCAUUAUUAGCUCCAGAAGGAAAAAAAAAAAACCUUAAGAGAGCAAUUGAAAAAAUGCAUUUGUUGGCAGCAAUUUCUACCCUUGCAUGCACAGUAAGUUCUAAGCUUAUGAGCUAUGGGAAGAAAAACCUUUGUGAUAAAUAAUAUAUUUGAUAACGAGCAUCAGGGGAGCAAAGGCUUUCAGUUGAAGAGUUCAAAAUGAAAUAGAAGAAGUACGGGAAAGGUACCUUUUUACAUUAUGAGUGGAUAUGAAGGCACAAGAUCCAUAAUUGUUUUUCUUAUUCUCUCCGUGCCAGCCUAUUGUGUAUCUUCUCAGACCUUUCUUAAGUAACAAUUUUCAAAAGGUCUAGCUCUCAGCUCUCAGGCUCUAUGGCACCAGAUGUCUUACUUACAUUAUCUCAUUUUAUCUUUUUAAACGCAACUGAUAGGCAGGUAUGGGUAUGCCUAUUUUAUAUAUGAAUAAGAUGAGAUUCAGAAAGGUUAAAUAAAUAACUCCCUCCGGGUCACAAAGAUUAGCCAGUGCCACAGUCCAUGCUGAUUAAAACAAACAAAUAAACUAGGGACUUCAGAAUAAAAGUUUAAAAUAAUCUGCUUUAACACACUGCUUUAAGCUUCUUCAGCAUCUGGGUCUCUGGUGACCUAGCCUCUGAGAGGAGUUUCAGCUUCCGGUUUUGGACCAAAUAAAGCAUCCAUCCCAUAGGAAUAUUAAGGCAUCCAUUAACUUUUUUUUUUCCCUCCCCAUUAUUCCAUUUGUCCCUGAAGACAAGCUGGUGUUUGGGAAGUGCUAGACAGUAAAUUAUUGCUUUAAAUGGUGCUUCAGUGGCCUACUAACAAUAAGGAAGCAGCUCCCGCAGUCCCACCCGGUAGAUAAGGGAAUAAUUAAUGCUUUCAUCAAAGCAGAUGGAUUUCGGAGGAAUCUGGGUCCUGCCCUGGGCACAGCAUCAGUUUUCGCCGGAGUUCGGCGAACUGGGCUUUCUGAAUUCUGACCUGAGUCUUGCAGACCGGUUUUCUCUUUCGCUCUCCCUCCUUCCCUUAGGCAGUUCACCGCCGGUUUCAACUUUUCUUCCCCUUAUUUAGGCUGCAGCACAGAGGACGCCGGGGGCUAGGGGCCGGCCCAGAACGAGGGGAGACGACAGCAGAAAGGGAAGGGUUGUGUCUUCCGAAGUGGCGGCGCCGCGCUCUGCGGGCUGUCCUGAGGCUCCGGGGCCUUUCGGUUCGGAGCAGAGCGAGGAGCGCGGCACGGAGGAGUUGACACCCGCUCGCACGCCCGAGGGCUGUGGGCUCCUCGAGGGCUGGCUCCGCCGCUGCCCCCGGGCUCUCUCCGGGCCGCAGGCAGAUGUGCCCAGGCGCCGCGGGCCGAGCGAGAGGUGCGCGGUCACAGGCGGGGCAGGCGGCGCGCGGGGCGACAGCGAGGAUGGGGCCGUGCGGGGCCCCGGCGAGACUCCGAAAGUCCCUGUGUGGUGGGAGUAUCAGAGACGGAGGACUGUGUGGUCAGAGGGGCUGAGCUCUUUGUUUGGGUUCCACGGAAGGCAGAAUGGGCUGAACUGGAACUGACCUAAAUGUCCACCAAAGGAGCCGUCCAGCAUGCUUUGCACACCGCACGCCGAGGUGCCCUGACCAUGAGCCUGAACUCCUCCCUCGGCCACAGGAAGGAGCUGAGUAACCUCACGGAGGAGGAGGGUGGUGAAGGGGGCGCUGUCGUCACUGACUUCAUCACCAUCAUCAUCAUCACCAUUUUCGUCUGCCUGGGCAACCUGGUCAUCGCCGUCACCUUGUACAAGAAGUCGUACCUCCUCACCCUCAGCAACAAGUUCGUCUUCAGCCUGACCCUGUCCAACUUCCUGCUGUCCGUACUGGUGCUGCCUUUUGUGGCCACCAGCUCCAUUCGGAGGGAAUGGAUCUUUGGCGUGGUCUGGUGCAACUUCUCCGCCCUCCUCUACCUGCUGAUCAGCUCGGCCAGCAUGCUCACGCUCGGGGUCAUCGCUGUCGACCGCUACUAUGCUGUCCUGUACCCCAUGGUGUAUCCCAUGAAGAUCACGGGGAACCGAGCUGUGAUGGCGCUUGUAUAUAUAUGGCUUCACUCCCUCAUCGGCUGCCUGCCACCUCUGUUUGGUUGGUCGUCGGUGGAGUUUGACGAGUUCAAGUGGAUGUGUGUGGCUGCGUGGCACCGGGAGCCCGGCUAUACCGCCUUCUGGCAGAUCUGGUGUGCCCUGUUCCCCUUCCUGGUCAUGCUGGUGUGCUAUGGCUUCAUCUUCCGCGUGGCCAGGGUCAAGGCCCGCAAGGUGCACUGUGGCACUGUGGUCAUCGUGGAGGAGGACGCGCAGAGGAACGGGAGGAAGAACUCCAGCACCUCCACCUCCUCCUCCGGCAGCAGGAGGAAUGCCUUUCAGGGCGUGGUCUAUUCGGCCAACCAGUGUAAAGCCCUCAUCACCAUCCUGGUGGUCAUCGGGGCCUUCAUGGUCACCUGGGGCCCCUACAUGGUUGUCAUCACCUCCGAGGCCCUCUGGGGGAGGAACUACGUCUCCCCGGCCCUGGAGACCUGGGCCACGUGGCUGUCCUUUACCAGCGCCAUCUGCCACCCCCUGAUCUACGGGCUCUGGAACAAGACGGUUCGCAAGGAGCUGCUGGGCAUGUGCUUUGGGGAUCGGUACUACCGGGAGCCGUUCGUGCAGCGGCAGAGGACGUCCAGGCUCUUCAGCAUUUCCAACAGGAUCACAGACCUGGGCCUGUCCCCACACCUCACGGCUCUUAUGGCAGGCGGCCAGCCCCUGGGGAAUAGCAGCAGCACUGGGGACACUGGCUUCAGCUGCUCCCAGGACUCAGGAACAGAUGUGAUGCUGCUCGAGGACUACACGUCUGAUGACAACCCUCCCUCCCACGGCACUUGCCCCCCCAAGAGAAGGAGCUCCGUGACAUUUGAGGAUGAAGUGGAACAAAUCAAAGAUGCUGCCAGGAACCCUAUUCUUCACGUGAAAGCUGAAGUGCAUGAGUCCUUGGACAGUUAUGCAGCCAGCUUGGCCAAAGUCAUAGAGGCCGAAGCCAAAAUCAACCUGUUUGGGGAGGAGGCUCUUCCCGGGGUCCUGGCCACAGCACGGACUGUCCCAGGAGCUGGCUUUGGGGGACGCCGAGGCAGCAGGACUCUUGCGAGUCAGAGGUUGCAGCUGCAGAGCAUCGAGGAAGGGAACAUUUUAGCUGCAGAACAGAGAUGAAGGCCUCAGGGUGGACUGUCCCACAGAGGGGCGUCCGGGAAAGGAACAACAUCUAGGCUGUAGCCACCAGAAAAAACACUGAGUACAGUGUCUUGUGAGACCACACGUGUGCUCCUUGUGGGUCCUGGCAACAGGACUAGAGGCAUCUAAGGCACAGAGGCAAGCAGAUGAAGGCGUGGCCAUGACAUUUUGGAAGUGAGGCAUAGAAGGGGGACCCUGGCUUGGGAGGAAACCACCCUGUGGGUUACUUCCUCUCCCUUCAUGAUCUAGAAGUCCAGCUGAGCACUGUCCCAGAGGUCUCAGCAGUUAACCCUUCCCUGUGCACUUUGGAGGACAGAACUUCCUAACGAAGCAUGAUCAUCCCUUGGGCUUCUGCAUGGUUGAUGCAGGCCACGUGGAGUCAUCAGUUCUACACUGAAUGGUCCCCAGAGGAGAACCCGGAAGCAGAGCCCCUCAGAUGGAGUUCCUAACAUCUCUAUCCUGCUUAUGACCUCAAAAUCAGCAGAGUCACUUGCCGGUGCUGGCCACUAUCAGGCCACACAGCUGCUGUCAAUGAGGAUGGGGCCACCUUGACCACCUCCCUAUUGACUGAUUCUCCAGUAUUUCGAAAGAAGGGAGCAACCACUAUAAAAGACACAAGGAGGGAGCAAGUGCCAGAUAUUUCAUUUCUAGAAUUAAAAAGAUAAUCCCUUUGGUUAGUACACACCACAAUCUUCCCAAGCCUGACUGGGGCUGUGGUGCCCAGCAUAGCCGGGAAACAGGCUGUUCUUCAUGUAAGGAAACCUCAUCUGCUAGAUUGUUUGUGGUAUUUGACCAGUCAGAGUGGCUGGCUUCCAGGUACACUGGCAAGAAUCCCACUGCGGGCAACAGCGGCUGAUUCCCCAGCCCCAGGCAGUGUGAGACAGGAUGAAACAGAAAGAACGCUGGACUUGUGCUCUUGACCCAGUUCCUCUGCUUCCACUCUUCAGGACUUCCGGUCACCUCUCAAAGCCAUCCAGAAAGUGGGAUAAUGGGGUGGGAAGUUGGAGAAAAUGACUUCCGAGAUCAUUUCCAGCUGUCAUCUUCAAUGUCAGAGUCUGUAGGUGAGAGAGGUGGGGGGGAAGUGGACCCUUGGACCAACACCAGCACAGCUUUUGAGAUGGUUUCUGACGGGCAAAUGCAGCCCUGUGGGCACAGAGUGUGAACUCAGCCGUCCUGUGUCUAGCAGGGUCCUGACAGAAGGCUGACCUCCCAGAACCAGAAGUGAAGGAAGAGGUGGAAGUAGAGCUGCAGGAAUGUGAUUUGUAUGGUUAGAACUUGCUCGUCUCCCAUUUGAUUUGGGACGGCAGUUGAUGGGUGACCUGGCAGUAGUGCAGUGGUGACCUGGGAAGUCAGGGAAUCCCUCGCAUCUGCCCUUCCUGGAAAAUAAGCACAAAACAUUCCCCGCCUUUGGAAUUCUAGGUGGCCAGAAGAAGGCAGAUUCCGGGGAGAUCCAGCUGCAUCUGCUCCAAGGCAGCUACUCCAGACAGUACAUUCCCUCUGUGGUGGUUUCUUUGGGGCCUACCUGGCUCCUGGUGACCAGUCGUGGCAGCCAGUGACCAGCUGCUUACUAAAGCCUUUUCACUCAUCCUGGGGCUUGCUGCCUUUGUGUUGACUGAGGCCAUCAGCAGUGCUCCCAGGUCAGCUGGGUGCCGGCCACUGGUCUGGGUUCUGGAGAGGGCGGGGAGGAGCAGGUGGCUUUUCCAGAGGAGCAGAGAGCAGUUGCACCUGUGGGCUCUGCCUAUACGUGCAGGUCAGACAGAUUAUGCUACCACUACUGGGAGGCAUUCCUAAGUCUGCGGGCAUUUUAUGUUUUCUAUGUGUAUGUAUUUUUUUCCCUACACUCGUCUAGUAAAGGGGCCAUAUUCCUCAUCAA